CCAAACGUGACAGCUUGGACGAAACAAACCACGAAUUACGUUGACAUACCUUACAAGAGACGGAAACGAUCACCACGAGAACGAACCGACGCUGGGGUUUGACUUUGACGCAAUCUCCCCAGCCUUUGAUUGCCAACAGGGACGCAAGAGCUUAUAAGCGGCCGCGGAGAUUUGCUCCAGGGAAGAAGGGAUUACGACCGGGGGGUGGUCUGGGAGUUUCUUAUUGCGAACCGCAGAGGAAAGCUCGAUAAUGCUCCGCCGGUAGCGAGAUUCGCAAGACAAGAAGACAGAGCGCACGACCGUCCUUUCUCAACGACACCUAGACAAACGCUCUCUCCCUUCCAUCCGACGACGACCACGAAAACGACGACCCAUUCGACCAUCUACAUUGCUCCAGAAACCUACCUACCACAGCGUUCCCCGAAAUCCGAAGCAAACAACCGUCCGAAACAACCGUGACCCUCAUCCGCCAUGCCCCGCCGUCGCAAGCCGCCCCGGCCGGGCGCCCUUAACGACCUACCGCCGUUGCGCAUCGCUGCGCAAAUCGCGGCGCUACAAGGACUGUACUAUGCCGGGGCACUGGUGUUGAUGCUCUUCUCAGCGCUUGUCGCUGGUACGGGGUUCACGUUGGAUCUUGUCUUUGGGUGGGAGGCUGUUCGGGGGGAUACGACGCAGGGGUGGCUGGGAGCUUUCUUGUGGGUUCUCGAUGGGGGUUUCUGCAUGGCCGUCGCAAUCAUCAUCCUCAUCGGUCGUUCAAAACUCGUGCCCGACUUCGCGCUGACGAUGCAUGGUCUACACCUCGUCGUCACGAGCCUAUACACCGGCCGCAUCCCACGGAACGCAAUGUGGUGGGGUGCUAUGGCGGCCAGUUCGGGUAUCUGUGUGGCGUUGGCCGUUUGGGGGUCCAGAUACCGCGAGCUGAGGCCAAUAUCGUUCGGCGGAGGAGGCGGUGCAAAUGCCGGAGGCGGUGCUGGGAGCAGUGGUGACGGUGCCGCGCAGAAUGGUGGCACCGGAGACGAGGAAGAUGGGCUUGGGUUCUCGAGGGGACGAGGACGCGGGAGGGGGAGGGAUGGCGAGGGCGGGUAUGAGAUGGUCGGGAUGGAUCAUGAGAGACGGAAUUCUUGAUUGAGCUGAGUAGCUUUGAGAGAGUGGGAUGGCAGCAGAAGGGGGUUUGGGACUAGCCGCGAGGCUGGAGGGUAUGACACAUCAUUGCUUGGCGUUAUCGGGAUGUACGAGUAUCGAGGAUAGACGAUCCGGAUUGUGUACAGUUUACAUGGCUGCGAUGACGCAGGAAUAGACACUUUGAAGGCCUCGAGACUUCUUAGUUUCGAACAAGCUGCGAAAAUCUUCAGGCUCAUUCUGAUGUCGGUUCUUUCAGGCUGCUGGUUACUUGAGGGUCCCAUACCAAGUUGACUGAGGUCUACCGAAAGCCGUCAUGCGUAAGCAUCUAUUCGACCCACU
This is a messenger RNA of Colletotrichum scovillei, 1461 nucleotides long. RefSeq lists its product as uncharacterized. Lineage: Eukaryota; Fungi; Ascomycota; Sordariomycetes; Glomerellales; Glomerellaceae. Gene Ontology annotation, cellular component: trans-Golgi network; Golgi membrane. The transcript has 2 exons. Bases 472 to 1125 code for a protein of 217 amino acids. Gene Ontology annotation, biological process: Golgi to plasma membrane protein transport; Golgi to endosome transport; protein localization to Golgi apparatus. The record is from RefSeq and is a predicted model, not a curated record.